AUGGCACUGCCCGACACUGAUAACGGAUUUACCGGUGAUGAUGGGUCUGGAGAACCUGACGUUAUCGCCCAAGCAAACAUCCUCGCGGGGUUCGCUGACAGCGUAGAGACACGCGCCUUAAUUGCCAGUUUACCUGAAGUGCACGAGAACAUUGUAACAAGAGAAUUCGCUAUACAGAGAUUCAUCGUUAUCAUGGACAGGUACCAGGAACAACCCCAUCUUUUAGACCCCCAUCUUGAGUGGAUAUUGAGUAUGCUAUUGGAACUCAUUCGGGAUGAGAAAUCUCCUCCUCUGCUGGUCCACCUCUGUUUUAAAUUUGUCUACAUCAUCUCAAAGGUCAGGGGCUACAAGGUCUUCAUGCAGCUCUUUCCUCAUGAGGUCUCUGACGUCCAGCCAGUACUUGACCUCUUAUACCGACAGGACCCAAAAGACUCAGAGACCUGGGAGACCCGCUACGUUCUUCUGUUGUGGCUGUCCAUGACCUGUCUCAUUCCCUUUGACCUGUCUCGUCUGGACGGGCAUUUAAUCUCCGAUUCUGCUCAGGUCAGGGAACCAAUCAUGGACCGCAUCCUCAGCAUUGCCAAGUCUUACCUCUCCGUCAGUGACAAAUCCAGGGAUGCGGCUGCUGUACUGGUGUCAAAGUUUGUGACACGUCCAGAUGUGAAACAGAAACGAUUGGGAGACUUUUUGGACUGGAGUCUGACCACUAUAACUGAGACCGAUGAUCUGACCCUCCAUGGAACGGUGGUGCUUGAUGGGGCAUUGCAGUCUCUGGCACAACUCUUUAAACACGGAAAGAGAGAAGACUUCCUUCAGUAUGCCCCGACUGUGCUGCAGUGCCUGGACCAGAAGCGUAUCACGGAGAGUAACCAGGCCAGGCUGAGGAAGCUGGUAGUGAAGCUGGUCCAGAGACUUGGCUUGACCUUUCUCAAACCACGGCUGGCCAAGUGGAGGUACCAGAGAGGGAGCCGGUCUUUGACUCUUAAUCUGGCCCAGUCUCAGAGCACAGGAACUGUUGAGGCCAUAACUCCUGACCUGGGACCUGUCAGCCAAGAGGAGGACUAUGACAUUCCUGAAGAAGUGGAAAAUGUCAUAGAGCAAUUACUGGUUGGGCUAAAAGACAAGGAAACAAUUGUUCGCUGGUCUGCAGCCAAAGGAAUUGGAAGGGUAACCGGCAGACUUCCUAAGGAGCUAGCGGAUGAGGUGGUUGGAUCAGUGUUGGAUUGUUUCAGCUUCCAAGAGACUGAUAACGCCUGGCAUGGAGGAUGCCUGGCUUUAGCAGAGCUUGGCCGGAGAGGAUUGCUGCUUCCCUCUCGUCUUUCAGAUGUCGUGCCAUUAAUUCUUAAGGCCCUGACGUAUGAUGAGAAAAGAGGGGCUUGCAGCCUGGGCUCUAACGUUCGAGAUGCUGCCUGCUACGUGUGCUGGGCUUUUGCCCGUGCAUAUGAGCCCACGGAACUGAAGCCCUACGUCAACCAGAUUGCCAGUGCUUUGGUGAUCACUGCGAUAUUUGACAGGAACGUCACCUGUAGGAAAGCGGCCUCAGCCUCUUUCCAGGAGAAUGUGGGACGACAGGGAACGUUCCCCCAUGGGAUAGAUAUCCUGACGGCAGCAGACUACUUUACCGUUGGAAACUUGAAUAACUGCUACCUGUCCAUCAGCGUUUUCAUUGCCGGUUUCCCAGAAUACACCAGACCAAUGAUAGACCACUUGGUAGCUAUGAAAAUUAAUCACUGGGACAGUGCGAUCAGAGAACUGGCCACAAAAGCACUCCAUAACCUCACCGAAAAGGCUCCAGACUACAUGGCAAACACAGUUCUACCGCAGCUUUUGCCCAUGGCAACGGGCAUAGAUCUGCAUAGUCGCCAUGGCGCCAUCCUCGCCUGUGCUGAGGUCACUCACGCCCUCUAUAAGCUGGCAGCUCAGAACAACAAGCAGGUGACAGAUUUAUUGUCCCCAGAGUGUGUGGAGGAACUGAAAGGCAUUCAUCAAAAGCUUUUCGACAGAAAACUGUACAGGGGGUUUGGCGGUGAGCUCAUGAGGCCAGCAGUGUGCGCUCUCAUUAAAAAGAUGUCAUUUUCCAAGAUGCCUUUUAAAAAUGACACCAUUAUUGCUGGAUGGCAGUGGCUGAUUGAUGACAGCUUAAAGAACCUUCACUUGUUCUCCAGCAAGGCUAAGCAGGGAAUAAAGGAGGAAGCCCUCUCAGCUCUGUCAGCGCUUUGUGAGGAAUACUACCAAACCCAGACGGGGCAGGCUAAUACAAAUAUGCAAGAGCGGUUGGUGAGCCAGUACAUAGAGGCUUUGGAGAGCCCAGAGGUGCUGACCCGCUGUGGCUGUGCGCUGGCCCUCGGUGCCUUGCCCAGAUUCAUGAUUCACGGCAAACUCCAGCAGGUUUUAACAGGUCUCCAAAUGACUUGUAGAGUCAAAGAGAGAGAAGAGAGUUUCACGGAGGCCAGGAGAGAUGCAGCUACAGCUAUUGCACAGGUGUGUGUGACAGUCGGGGUUUCAGCGCAGGGCUCUCCGGACUCUGUUCUGUGUGCGGGGAACAUCAGGGCAGUCUACGAGGCUUUGCUGGGCUGCAUGAGCGACUACAGCACAGAUAGCAGAGGUGACGUCGGAGCCUGGGUACGAGCAGCAGCAAUGACCAGUUUGAUGGAGGUGACACUACUGGUGGCGGGCUCUGCUCCGGAGCUGUUCUCUGCUGAGCUUUGCAAGCGUAUGAUGUGCUGUCUGGCCCAGCAGUCUGCAGAGAAGAUCGACCGUUACAGGGCCCACGCUGGCACGAUCUUCCUCCAGCUCCUCCACAGCAGAGACCCUGUAGUGCCUCACAUUCCCCACCAGGAGGAGCUGUUGAGAAUUUUCCCUCUGGAAGGGGCGGACGCUCUGAACUGGAACGCAGAAUCUCAGGCCUUUCCUCACAUCGCCCAGCUUCUGAGUCUGUCACAGUACCAGUACCACACUCUCCUGGGCCUCACCGUGUCUGUGGGCGGCCUGACCGAGUCCACCGUGCGUUUCUCCUCUCAGUCUCUCUUUGACUAUCUGAGAGGCAUUCAGCAGGAUCCAGGGGCGCUGAAGCAGUUUACAGACACAUUGCUACGCAUCUUCAGAGACAACCUGCGCAAUGACAGGGUCUCUGUCCCCUUUUUGAAGAUGCUGGACCAAAUGUUAGCAAAUGGAUGUUUCAACAUCUUCACCGGUGAAGAGAAUCAUCCGUUCUGUGUUGAUCUACUUGCACUUUGUAAAGAGGAGAUCAAGAAAUCCAAGGACGUUCAGAAGUUACGCUCCUGCACAGCUGUGUUCUGUGGGAUGAUCCAGUUUCAAGGGGACGUCAGGAAGAAGGUUCUGCUCCAGCUGCUGAUGUUGCUCUGUCACCCUUUUCCUGUGAUCAGAAAAAACACGGCCAGCCAGGUGUACGAGAUGCUGCUGACUUACGACGACGUGAUCGACGCGAUGGUUCUGGACGAGGUCAUGACCUCGCUCAGCGACACUAAUUGGGAGAGUGACAUGGACACAGUGAGGAACCACAGGAAUCAGCUUUGCGAUUUGCUCGGCGUGCCGAGGCCUACGCUGGUGGCCAAGAGUCCUGCACAGUAAGACUGUUGUAAUGAAGUAAUCCAGUUGGUUGUCAUCGUGUAUAAGCACCUCCCCCAUGGUCCAUCAGUCUAGUUCUGUUCUCCUCUGUCUUAAGCCUAACUGUGUCAGCUCAGAUAACAGAUGAC
Molecule: messenger RNA, 3716 nt
Organism: Chanos chanos (milkfish)
Lineage: Eukaryota; Metazoa; Chordata; Actinopteri; Gonorynchiformes; Chanidae
Gene: tbcd
Product: tubulin folding cofactor D
Exons: 39
Coding region: 1-3591 (1196 amino acids)
Biological process (GO): adherens junction assembly; post-chaperonin tubulin folding pathway; bicellular tight junction assembly
Cellular component (GO): lateral plasma membrane
Molecular function (GO): beta-tubulin binding; GTPase activator activity
Source: RefSeq, a predicted model, not a curated record